AUGGCAGCCGUCCAGCUCUCGUUCUCGCUUCGCACCUCUUCCGGGGUCAAGACCGUCCACCUCCUCGGCUCGUGGGACAACUACGCCGGCCAGCUCCCGCUCGCCAAGGACAAGACAUCCUCCAAGUCCGGCGCCUGGAAAGGCACCUUCCGCUUCCAGGGCACCACCCUCCAGCCCGGCCAGCGAUACUGGUACUACUACAUCAUCGACGGGUACCACGUCUCCCACGACCCGGGCCAGUCCUCCACCACCGAGCCCACGACCGGCCGCGUCCUGAACAUCCUCGACGUGCCCGCCGAGAAGUCCUCAUCUUCGUCCCACAGGUCCUCCAAGGAGAAGUCCAGCUCGUCGUCCAGGCACCGCUCCUCGUCCGAUAAGGAGAAGCGCUCCUCGUCCGACAAGGAGAAGCGCUCCUCUUCAUCCAAGCACCACUCGUCUUCUUCCGGCUCCUCCCGCGAGAAGCACAGCUCGUCCAGCUCGCGCCGAGAAUCCCGCCGCGACAGCCUCAGUCUUUCAGUCGACAUCCCCAAGGGCCGUCCCCUCUCCGUCUCGCAGAUCCAGUCUCCCAAGCCCGUGACGCCGCACGCCACAAAGUACAUCCUGCAGGCGGACUACAGCGCGCCGACACUCGAGGAGCUGACUUCCCGCUUCAGCACCACCACCAUCGAUGGGGACUACGGCUACGAGAACCUGUCCAACAGCCCGCCCUCGUCCGUCGGCUCCAGCCUGUCGUCGCGCUCCGACUCCGACAGCCCUAGCUCGGCCUCCAGUCUAUCCGACUCCAGCUCGAACUGCACCUGCGAGCGUUACGGCAUCACGCGCGGCGGCGAAAGAGUCAAGUUUGACUGCGGUGGCUCCCGCUGCGGCCCCAGCGACGACGACUCGUCCUGCUGCUCCUCGGACGAGGAGUACGUUCCGAGCAGCUCACGGCGGCACGGCCUCGUCGUCCGCCGAUGA
Messenger RNA from Drepanopeziza brunnea f. sp. 'multigermtubi' MB_m1, 957 nucleotides. RefSeq lists its product as uncharacterized. Lineage: Eukaryota; Fungi; Ascomycota; Leotiomycetes; Helotiales; Drepanopezizaceae. The record is from RefSeq and is a predicted model, not a curated record.